Messenger RNA from Neoarthrinium moseri, 1581 nucleotides. RefSeq lists its product as uncharacterized. Bases 1 to 1581 code for a protein of 526 amino acids. The record is from RefSeq and is a predicted model, not a curated record. Lineage: Eukaryota; Fungi; Ascomycota; Sordariomycetes; Amphisphaeriales; Apiosporaceae. Gene Ontology annotation, molecular function: iron ion binding; oxidoreductase activity, acting on paired donors, with incorporation or reduction of molecular oxygen; heme binding. The transcript has 7 exons.
AUGGAUACGUAUACAAAAAACGGCUCACUGAGCCUUCCAGCCAGCAGUGCAAUCAUUGAUUCUAAUACCCGAACUCUUUCUGUACUUCACACCAUUAUCUAUCAGUCUGCGACUCAUCUCAUCUGGAUUAUAUCAGCUUUGGCUGUUGUGUCGGGUUGGAUCGCGAUUAUUGAUUACAAGGCUUCGCUACGAGAUCGGAAGAAAAAGCUCAACCUGCCAGUUCUCAAUCUUCAGGCUGGAGACUUUGGUCGCGCUUCGCGUGAGUGGCAGUACGAUUAUGAGAAGUACAUGAAAGAAGGUUAUAGAGAGUAUCGACACGGUGCUUACCAGCUCUGGAGCCCCGACGGUUACGUGACAGUCGUUUCCCCCGACUUUCUCAAUGAACUCAAAAACAUGCCGGAUAACAUGUGUGACUUUUAUUCCGGCGCGGCCAACGCGGUCCAAGGCAAACACAAGUUCUUUGAUCUAUCAGGAAAAGCCCCCAUCUUCGCUCUCAAGUCAAUGAUGACGCCCAAGCUCGACGAACUUUUGCCUGGAAUGUUGGAGGAGGUAGAGUACGCCACUAAACUGCUGCUUCCGGCCGAAACUGAUGUGUGGCACGACGUGAAAAUAAGCGACGAGUAUGCUCGAAUAGUCGGGUACAUGACCGGGAGAUUGUUCUUCGGAACCGAGCUGAAUCGUCAAGAAGAUUGGUUGCAAGGGAUUAUCGCCUUUCCGGACAACGUCUUCCGCGCCGCGCGUAAGUUGCGACGUACACCAGCGCCACUCAGGCGCCUUCGUCUACCCUUCUUGAGAGAGAUACAGAAAACAGUAUUUCUCCUCUACAAGGCAAGGUCAGUUUUGGUACCUCUUUUGCAGGACAGGACCUCUGGAAAUGAGAAAGAGCGCUCAGAUGAGCCGCAUUUGGACUUCUUACAGUUCGUUCUGGAAGCAUCGCAUCGCGAAUCUAAGCUACCUACGCUUGCACGCCAGUCGGAACAGAACAUGAUUAUCAUGCUAGCGGGCAUUCACACCACCACCAUUGCAGGCAUUCAUAUGCUGUAUGAUCUUGCAGCUAUGCCACACUUCAUUCAGCCGCUGCGUGACGAGAUCAAUGGUCUGUGGGACGAGUGCGCUGGGCACCUCACCAAGGCUUCCAUGCGUAAAAUGGUAAAACUUGACACCACAUUUGACCGGGUGAUUACAGCUCCCGAAGGCAUCGUCUUGUCGAACGGGCUCCAUCUGCCAAAGGGAACUGUGUUAACGGUUCCAUCCUCCCAAGUUUCGAUGGAUCCCAACGUAUGGGCCAACCCCGAGGAAUACGACGCUUUGCGGUUCGCCAAAUUGCGUGAGGUACCGGGUGCUGCCAACAAUUACCAGUAUCCUACGUCCACCGAAGAGUCCCUCCACUUUGGCGCUGGACAGCGAUGGGUGUCCACUAUUGAAAACAAAGCGAUCCUGAGUUAUAUGAUCCGACACUUUGACUUCAGGUUGAUUGACCCAAAGCAGGGCCGACCGAAGAACUUGACAUUUGGGCCCAACGUGUCUCCUGAUGACAGUGCGAAAAUUGCGAUACGCAGAAUUCGUCCACAUAUGAUGUAG